AUGGCCACAGUAUCAUCAACAAAGGAAUUUUCUUUAAGAUGGAAUAAUUUUUCCAAUAAUCUGUCUUCUGGUUUCCUUUCUCAUUUGAGUGAAAAUGAUUUGGUUGAUGUAACACUUGCUGUGGAAGGACAGUUGUUAGCUGCUCACAAACUAGUCCUUUCUGUGUGUAGUCCCUACUUUAAAAACAUAUUUAAGGAAAAUCCCUGCCAGCAUCCAGUGAUAAUAUUGAAAGAUGUAAAACACGCAGAGAUUGUAGCUUUGUUGAGGUUUAUGUACCAAGGAGAAGUGAAUGUGAGGCAGGAGGAUCUGCCAACUUUCCUAAAAGUAGCUCAGAUGCUUCAGAUAAAAGGAUUGGAAGGCAGUGAAGGGCAAAUCAUACCAUUGUUAAACAAUUAUGCCAAUGUAUCAGAUUCGCAAUAUGAUUCUGAAAAUAUAACUACCUUAUCAGAUGUCAUGAAUGAACGAGAAAAUGCUUCAGACGAAUCUUCACAUUCUCACAAAAUAACCAAAAGAAACACCAAAAAGAGAAAGAAACAUGUGAUUGAGAAUGAUUACAAUUUAGUAAAAGAAUCCAAAAAUGAACCAAACGUCAACAGCAAGGAUAUCUACCUUUUAACAGAUGAUGAUGAGAAAGAAGUUAUUGACUCUGAAAAUGAAAGAAACAAUUUUGCUGCUCAUAUCAAGCACAACACAACCAGUAAUGCUAAUAAUGAAGAAAUAAUUGAAUUGCCUAAUGAAUUAAAUUUGGAAGAAAAUUCGAUACAAUCAGCUGUGGAACCAGUGAUUUAUAGGCUAUCUGCCAGAGGCAAGCCGCAACUGGUUCACGAGGGAUAUGUAUACAAUUUGACUUCUCGUUCCAAGAUCUACAACAACUCGCAUUACCGUUGCGCGGAGCAGCAUCGCGGUUGCCGCGGCAAAUGCUCGGUGAUCGCCGAAAGUUUCAUGCCGACGGGGGUGCACGAUCACAAUCAUCCACCGAGUUACGAAUCGGAAUACGAUUACAGGAAGAAAAAAGGUUUAGACACCAGCAAUGUCUAAGGGACAUUACUCCAUGCUGUAUUUCAAAGUGCUUUGUAAUUAAAGUCGGAUACAUAUAACUUGCUCCAUAUAUAUCUUCAAUAUCUAAUAACUGAAACAGACGAUAUGCUACAAAGUAAGAGAAGGUAAAUAUUCAGAUUCCUCUGAUUUGGACUUAAGAAAACAAAAUAAUUUUUGUAUAUUAUGUAAUUCUUUGAUUAAAAAUCAAAGAUUUAUAUCCUAGUGUAGAGAGACCAUUACUGGCAAAAUAUAGAAUCUAAAAAUUAGUCUUGUAAAAUAAUUAGAUUCUAUAAUUUGGCAGUGCCAUGCGCUCUGCUGUUCAGUGAAAUCGAUAUUUUGUUCACACAAUUUAUAUUUGUAGUAAUUCGUUCACAUAAUUUAUAUUUGUAGUAAUAGAUAUUUUGAGAAAUUAUUCACUAUAUAUCAUUACACUGUUAAAAUUACAUCUGAUUAAAAUUACAUAUAUUGAUAAAUUAUUUAUUAUAUAUCAUUACAUCGUUAAAAGUAUUAUGUUCCUAAGACUUUAUAUAAAUUUUUUAACGCAAAUAACUUCUCUAUGAUUGAAUUACAUUCUAGGAUGUUUCCAUGUAAAUAAAAUUAAUUUUUUAUAUGUAGUUAUAUUCGAACUUUCUUUCAAACUGUUAAAAUUUUUGAUUUGAUCCUGUGCUGAAUUACAAUAUUAUAGAAUUAAAAAAUAUUUUGCAAAAUUCAUUUUCGUAGUAAAAAUUGAAAUGAAUUAGUUUUAUUGCAUAUUUUUUCUUCCAUAAUCCGUUUUCAACUCCAUUAAGAUCAAAUUGCUUCUUCUGAUUAUCUUUAUUUAAUGCUGAAGUCUUUUAGAGAAGUCUUUUUUGUAGAAGAAAUGAAUUGUAUCUUUCUGAAUAUUUUCUGCUAAUCCUACUGAUUUUUCGAGUGCCUUUUUUUUCUCAGAUAAAAUUCGCCGAGUUAAUUUGAUAAUGUAAUUACACUGACAGAAUAAAUUCGGCUUGAUUCUCUAAUUAAAUAAUAAGUUUUUAUUUAUAAAAAAUCAUGAAUUUUUCACUGAACAGAGGCGUUCAUAUGUGAAAGCCAAAACGAAAGCUGUGAAUUAAAUGGACAUGUUAAUAUUAGAUGAGAAGUACAAAUGUUGGCCUAAUUUUAAAGACACUCUUUGCACAUUAUAAGUAUUUCACGACCAAUAUAUAUAAAGAGUUCAACAAUUAUUAUAAAAGAUCAACUAUAUAACGCUAUUUAUAUAAAGUUGAUUGAAACAUUGUUAAUUCUUAUAAAUGUCCACAUUCCCAUACAAAGAUAUAUACAUUCAUGUAUAUAAUACAUUAGAUUUAAAUGCAAUACUGUGAUGUGUCAGUUUGUCAACUUUCAGAAUCUAAUAAAUAAUGAUUUAUAUUUACGUGACGUCAUUGAAUAAUAACGUAAUUGUAAUAUAUACAUUCCUUAGAUUAAUGAUAAUCUGCUUUAAAUCGGAUUUUCAUGUACAUCGAAAGGAGAACGAUUGAACUUUCAAAGCUAUAAUAUAUACAAGUAUCAUUAUAUCUAUUAUCUUGUUUGACUUUCAUUUAUAGAUAUUUUUUAAACGCGCGUUUUGAUAUCGUUAUUUCUCCGUUUUCAUGAAGGCACCUGGUCACUUCAUUAUCAUUAUAUUCAAAUCCUCGCACGCACAAUGGAAGAUUUUUAUAAAAUGGAGCACACACUGCCGUAAUUUCCUGUUAACACAACCUGUAAGUUGCUGUUAUCAUUAUAAUUACAAAACACCGUUUAUGUUAGCAUUAUAACGAAGUUAGCAAAAUAGAAAUGAAAGCGUCGAGAUAUUUUUUGUCUAGCAACUUCUACGGUUUUAUUCCUAUAAAUAUAAGCCAAAGAUAAUAGAAAGAGUAGCUAUUAAAAAAUUAAUAUAUAAUAAAUAUAUAAUAUUCUUGUGUUCAAAUGAAUAUAUUAUGAAUAUAUUAUUUCUUUUUUGUUACAUUUAUCAAGUCCUAAUGAUUAUUUAUCAUCGUCUUCGACUUAUAUAGGAAUAAGUCCGUAAAUAUUACUAAAUAAGAAAAGAACGUGUGUUCAAUCCUAAUUUUGAGACUAUAUACAUUGAGAUGAUCUAUCGAGAAAUAAUUAUUACGGAAUGCUCCAAUAAGAACGAAAUCUAUCUCCCUCUCACUGUUCCCUUCUCCAAAUUCACAAUUCUUUUGAAUUUUAUAAAACUUUUUUUUUUAAAUUAAUUAAUUUUUCCUCAUAAAAAGCGCAAAUUUCAUUCGAUUUUAAAUUGUAUUCUGUUGUAGCAAUGAAUUUGAUAUUCUAAACAUCCAUAAAAGAGCUUGUUUUAACUUUCCUAUCUUUCUGCUUUUUCAAACUUACUCUCCCGAUUGUAUCAAUUAUUGUACAAUCGUCGUAUUGCACUGCUGACAACUUUUGAUAAUUUCAUUAAUGCCGUCUGGCCAUUUUUUUUUCCAACUUGCGUUGCUUUUUUUCGCUUAUCUCGGGUUGUUCUUG
This is a messenger RNA of Cataglyphis hispanica, 3516 nucleotides long. Its product is annotated as protein abrupt-like. The coding region runs from base 1 to 1038 and encodes 345 amino acids. Gene Ontology annotation, cellular component: nucleus. The record is from RefSeq and is a predicted model, not a curated record. Gene Ontology annotation, molecular function: protein binding. Gene Ontology annotation, biological process: regulation of transcription by RNA polymerase II. The transcript is spliced from 3 exons. Lineage: Eukaryota; Metazoa; Arthropoda; Insecta; Hymenoptera; Formicidae.